This is a messenger RNA of Pygocentrus nattereri (red-bellied piranha), 5869 nucleotides long. RefSeq names its product discs, large homolog 2 (Drosophila) (gene dlg2). The transcript is spliced from 30 exons. Gene Ontology annotation, cellular component: postsynaptic density membrane; neuron projection; neuromuscular junction. Bases 1726 to 4905 code for a protein of 1059 amino acids. The record is from RefSeq and is a predicted model, not a curated record. Lineage: Eukaryota; Metazoa; Chordata; Actinopteri; Characiformes; Serrasalmidae. Gene Ontology annotation, biological process: chemical synaptic transmission. Gene Ontology annotation, molecular function: kinase binding.
UGGUUGCUAAGGCGAAACUGCUGUUGCUGCUGCUGCUGCUGCUGCUAUUGCUGCACUCGCCGUACAGAGUCUCCACACAGCCAGCCUGGACAGAGAUGCCCUGAAGCCAAACAGAGACAGACAGCUGUAUGGUGGGACACAUGUAGAGUGAACUGUAGUCACCGGACGUUUUAAGAGGCUCUUUUUCGGAAUGACUGGAAUUUAGGGGUGUAUUUGGAGUGUAGAGGGCCACGCGUUUUCACUCCGCUAGCCUCAACUUGCAGGUGUUUUCCGACAGGCGUCGCACCGACAAGCUGCUGUUUGCUCGGUGGCAUUAGCCCUGAACAGCAAGAGGGUUUAAUAAUUCAGCUAUUCGGAAACAUAUUUGUUUUUACCUCAUACACUCCGGUUGUUGCGGUUGCCAACGUUAAAUGCUGUUGUUUAACUUCGCAGCCAACUGUUUUCAUCGAGCACUGUACUGCUGUUACCUGACUUAAAUUAGCCUGCUCCGGCUUAACAUUAUUCAGAAUGCAAGCUAGUGAAUGUGGAGUGUCUGCAGAGCCUGUAAGUAAAGUCGACUCUGAUGAUUUUCUUUUGAAAUAUACACAGUUCUUGCUUUGAUAACAAUUUGUUGUUUGUUAGUGUUGUUUACUAAUAGUCCAUACUGUAAACCAUAACUACAAACAUAGAGCCCAGUGUUGGUUUUUUAAAAACUUGUGUCGGUUAUUCGAACUUAGCUAAUUGUAACUAGUCAAGUUAGCGGAAGAAAAAUAUGUAUAUCUCACUGGGUUUAGACCUGGCACCAGUAAGUAACAAUAAUUCUUUCCAAAAUCGACAAUAAUACGAUAAAAAAUCUGAUGUAUAUAGUGCUGUGGAAUACUUAUAUAAUACUAUAGGUUUUAUCCCUGAAUAAAUGUAGUAGUUUACUGUCCAAUAAUAAUCUGUAACACUUGUGUAGUUCCCUGGAGUGAAACACUUAAUAAUUGUUCAACCAAUUGUCAAGAAUUGGUUAAUCCAUGUUCAAACUAUACACAAAUGUAUAAAUCCAAGAGUGAUUGAUAGUCUACAAAAAAAAUAGGUUAUAAGUUCGGAUCUUCCUGCACCUCUUAAUAUUAGAUUGACCUGCGACUGAUGUCAGUGUCCAUUUUAAAUCUUCUCUCAUUGCAUUAUCAUGCACGCAUGAUCCAGGAGGCGAUGGACUCUUGUCUGCCUUGAAAAUCACAAACAUUUGCAAUGAAGAGGAUAACCAAAGGCCUUGUAGAUUUGUUGAUGGUGAGGGAAUACCAUGUAAACGUUGACGAGCUGUAAGCAAACACGUGAAUGACAGUUAGGAGUGUGGCACCAUGGCUUUUCCAAAUGCACCCUCUUCACACAUGGGAAGUAUGCCCUGUUUUCCUUAACAAAACAUGUUUCACUUUCACGGACUGAAUCACACACAGGUGGAUCGUCCUGCGUAUCGGAUUAUGAGUUCCCUGCGUUCAAAGCUGAUACUCAGCAGUCAUGCAGCUAGAGCCUGAGGUUGCUUUCACACGCCCUUUCCGUUGCUGUUAUGACGGCUCCAUUGCUUUGGCCUGUUGGAUCUCAAAGCUGCAAGCUGGCGCUGGAGAGCUAAAUGGCCAGUAAGGCACCGCUUUAGCAGUUUUACAGGAAUUUUUUUUGACACCCCCAGAGCCCCUCAGAUGAAGUGGGAACGUUUGUGUCUUGGUCUCAUCACUGGCAGUCCCACACGGAUCUAGAGAAGCAAGUAUGCCUUUAAGAAAAAGAGAUACAGCCAGAGCUUUAGGGCUGCUGGAGGACUACUGCUCCAAGCUGAAGAAACCAGAGGAACAGCAGCUCAAAGCUGCCAUUCAGCGAGUUGUGGGCAUCUUCAGAAGUAGCCUCUUUCAGGCUCUCAUAGAUAUCCAGGAGUUUUAUGAAGUGACCCUGUUGAACACUCAGAAGAGCUGUGAACAGAAGUUGGAGGAGGUGAACCACAUGGCAGAGCAGUGGGAACACUCGACCACUAACUCUUCAACCACACACCCACAGCCAGCCUGCGCACAGCCAGAGGUGAUGGAGAAGAGCCACGUGGAGCUGAGUGUGGAGGAAUCAGCACCAGAGAGCAACACAAAUGCAGAGAACAGGCCUCCGGCGGUUCAGGGCACCCAACAGCAGACCCACUCUCCGGCCUGUAUGAACCCCAACCCCGCUCUGAUGAGCUCGCCCUGGUACCGCUAUCAGGAUGACGAGUCACCGCCUCCUGAGCACGGCUUCCCUCGGUUGACCAAUGAGGUACGAGCGCCCGAGCUGGUGCAUGUGUCAGAGAAGAACCUGUCGGAGAUCGAGAAUGUGCACGGCUACGUCUCCCAUUCACACAUCUCACCACUCAAGCCUGCGCUGGUUACCCGGUUUGAUCUUACAUACCCGGGCGUGACUGCCGCAAACUACCUGGCAAGCCCCGCACCAAUUAUAGUCAACACGGACACUUUGGAGUCGGUACCUUACGUCAACGGGACAGAAAUUGAAUAUGAAUUUGAAGAAAUUACGCUAGAGCGGGGUAACUCAGGGUUGGGGUUCAGUAUAGCAGGCGGGACAGAUAACCCACACAUUGGAGACGACCCUGGAAUCUUCAUCACCAAAAUCAUCCCAGGAGGAGCAGCAGCAGAGGACGGCAGGCUACGGGUAAAUGACUGUAUCCUGCGUGUGAAUGAAGUGGACGUGUCCGAGGUUUCCCACAGCAGGGCCGUGGAAGCGCUGAAGGUUGCUGGCUCAAUUGUUAGACUCUACGUGCGCAGAAGAAGACCAAUGUUGGAGACUGUGGUGGAAAUCAAACUCAUCAAAGGACCAAAAGGGCUAGGGUUCAGUAUUGCUGGUGGGGUGGGGAAUCAGCACAUCCCGGGUGAUAACAGCAUCUAUGUCACUAAAAUUAUUGAUGGUGGGGCGGCACAGAAGGAUGGCAGGUUACAGGUUGGAGACAGACUGCUAAUGGUAAAUAACUACACUCUGGAGGAGGUCACCCACGAGGAGGCAGUAGCCAUUCUGAAGAACACAUCAGAUGUUGUGUAUUUGAAGGUGGGGAAGCCCACUAGUGUUUACCUUUCAGAUCCCUAUGGGCCUCCCGAUAUUACCCAUUCGUUUUCCCCUGCUAUGGAUAAUCAUAUCUCUUCCGCUGGUAAUAACGGGACUCUGGAGUAUAAGUCCAGUCUUCCUCCCAUCUCCCCCGGCCGCUAUUCGCCCCUGCCACGCCACCUGCUAGGGGAGGAGGAUAUUAACAGGUUGGAUGGCUUUUCAUUCUUACGAAAUCCCUCCUUAGAUGACGGGGAGGGCCACAGGUUUGAUUCCCAGCACUUCCAGUUGAGGCCUCCAGAGCCCGUUUACAGCACUGUGAAUAAACUGUGUGAUCGCGUUCCCUCUCCCCGUCACUACUCCCCUGUGGAGUUCGAUAAAAGCCCAAUGCACUCCAUCCCUUUCCCCCACUACCACAUAGGCCUGCUCCCUGACUCCGACAUCACCAGGGAGCCGAGGAAGAUUGUGCUGCAUAAAGGCUCCACCGGCCUGGGCUUCAACAUUGUGGGUGGCGAGGACGGCGAGGGAAUCUUCGUCUCCUUUAUCCUGGCCGGGGGUCCUGCAGAUCUCAGUGGAGAGCUGCGGAGAGGAGACCAAAUCCUGUCUGUAAAUGGCAUUGAUCUGCGAGGUGCCACUCAUGAGCAGGCUGCAGCUGCCCUCAAGGGGGCAGGACAGACGGUCACCAUCAUUGCCCAAUACCGGCCUGAGGAGCUUGCAUUGUGCUCUCCGCGCCGGGCCCCGCCUCCAGCCGCAGAGUACGGGCGCUUUGAGGCCAAAAUUCAUGACCUGAGAGAGCAGAUGAUGAACCACAGCAUGAGCUCUGGAUCAGGAUCCCUCCGAACCAAUCAGAAACGCUCCCUCUAUGUCAGGGCUCUGUUUGACUAUGAGCGGUCGAAGGACAGUGGCUUGCCCAGUCAGGGUCUCAGUUUCCGUUAUGGAGACAUCCUGCAUGUCAUUAACGCAUCUGAUGACGAGUGGUGGCAGGCGCGGAGAGUCACUCCAGACGGAGACAGCGAGGAGAUGGGCGUCAUCCCUAGCAAGAGGAGGGUGGAGAGGAAAGAGCGAGCCCGUCUGAAGACAGUCAAGUUCAACGCGAAGCCUGGCAGCAUUGACUCUAAAGGGUCAUUCAGUGACAAACGUAGAAAGAACUUCAUCUUUUCACGAAAGUUCCCUUUCUACAAGAACAAGGAGCUGGACGAGCAAGACGGCAGUGACUCUGAACGGAGCCAAGAGGACCUGAUCCUGUCCUAUGAGCCCGUGAUUCGGCAAGAGAUUAACUACGCCAGACCUGUUAUUAUUCUUGGGCCAAUGAAGGACAGGAUCAAUGACGACCUCAUCUCAGAAUUCCCUGACAAGUUCGGGUCAUGCGUGCCACCGGAUAGCAGUUCAGGGCAAAUGGAUACUACAAGAGCAAAGAGGGAUUAUGAGGUGGAUGGGCGAGAUUAUCACUUCGUGACCUCGCGGGAGCAGAUGGAGAAGGAUAUCCAAGAGCACAAGUUCAUCGAGGCCGGGCAGUACAACGACAACCUGUAUGGGACCAGCGUCCAGUCAGUCAAAUACGUGGCUGAAAGGGGGAAGCACUGCAUACUUGACGUGUCUGGAAAUGCCAUAAAACGACUACAAGUAGCACAACUCUACCCUAUUGCCAUCUUUAUAAAGCCUAGAUCCAUCGAAUCUUUAAUGGAGAUGAACAAGAGGUUGACAGAGGAGCAGGCCAAGAAAACGUACGACCGUGCCAUGAAGCUAGAACAGGAGUUUGGAGAGUACUUCACAGCACUGGUGCAAGCAGACACUUUGGAGGACAUUUAUACUCAGUGUAAGAUGGUGAUAGAGGAGCAGUCUGGACCUUAUAUCUGGAUUCCCUCCAAAGAGAAGCUAUAAGGAAGACAUUACCCUGCCAGGGACUUUGGACUGCAAAAAAAACAUAAAAACAAAAACAACUACAAAAACACACAUAGGCAUAAUUUGUAACAUAUGAUAAAUUAUUAUGGUAAUGUUUAUUGUUGAUAAUUAUAGUGAAUACUAUUUUGUUUGUUUGUUUGUUUUAUCUGUUAUGUUACUUUUUUCACUUUCAAUAUGAAUGUUCCUGAAUGUACACCACAAAGUGUUGGAAACAUUUUUGGCCUCGAAAAAAAGGACUGUUUAUAUAUUUAUUGGUUAUAGUAGUAUUUUGAGUUAAGAAGAAUUCAAAUGCGUUGAGAUGAAAGUUGGCUUUUUUUGUUCACGUUUCGUUUCCGGCUGAAAUUUGAAAGGGAAGGACAUCGCGUGCAGGUCAGGACACAGUAAGAUGGAUGAUUUCUGCACCGCCACCGCAGCAGCCUCCCAGAGGAGAUCUUCAUAAUGAUAUCAGCGCUUUCCCCGCUUCGUGGCCGGCCGUUGCCCUGCAGGUCUGCGUUUCUCUCUCUGCAGCACUCCACAUCUUGCCCGCUCUGGGAUCUAUGCACUCCCCUGGCCCCUUCACACUUCAUUUUUCUCCCCUUCUUCCUACAUUGCUUUUGUACUUAUUUUUGUUGUCAUCCACUUUCAUCCAUUUGAACAUCUCCUUGAAGAUUUCUAGUUUUAAAAUGUUCAAUUGUACAUGUAGCUACGUUUCUAAAUCUUUCAGAACAAGUCAACAGAUGCUUUAAUUAGUAUAAACUGUAAAAGGGAUACAACUAGGUAGGAAAUAUGACACUAUAUUUUGCUAUUUAUAUUGAUAGAGGGCACAACAACACAGAAAUAUUUAUAAAGAUAAUGUAUAACUUUGUUUAAAAAAAGCUACUUUUGGAAAAAAAAAAACAUUUUACUGGUGUAAGAUACAGUGUUGUGGUAAAUGUAGUAUUGGUGGGGAUGUUGUUAAUCCUGU